Molecule: messenger RNA, 942 nt
Organism: Schistocerca gregaria
Lineage: Eukaryota; Metazoa; Arthropoda; Insecta; Orthoptera; Acrididae
Product: zinc finger protein 724-like
Exons: 8
Coding region: 1-942 (313 amino acids)
Source: RefSeq, a predicted model, not a curated record
AUGGCAAAUAAUGAGCUUUGGUUUUGUGUAAAUAAACAUGCAUUAAUUUUAAAGUUGGCUGAGUAUUAUUUCAUUAAAAAAUGUCCGUCUUCCAUAUGUCACCCUGUAACAACAGCAGUAACUGAGAUUUACUGUUGUAACAGAAUAGUCAGUACCCAGCAGAACCAGGAGAGACACAAUAAAUUACAAGAGCAUGAUGAAGAGCAAGAUAGUAAAGUGUUGACCACUCACAAUGAAAUUAUAGGACACGAAUGUCUACAAGCAGGGCAAGAUACCAAGAUUUUAAAAGAAAUAAAAGAUGAGUUCAUAAAAGGAGCUACCAGAAAUGGUACAGACCUUUUCCACACAAAUAACUGCCCUGCAGACAGAGCAUUUAUGAUCAAAGCCAACACAAAGGUAGUGCACAAAUAUGAGGAAGAAAGUAAGAAGUGUGAUGAAACUUUUAACCAAUGGUUGCAAGCCAAGGAUGGCAAAAUCAUUCAUCAUGGAGAGGAGAAGGUGAAGAACAUAAUAAAGAAUUUAGUAGGGGAUAAUCCUGAAAAAUGUGUAGUAAAUAGCAAUUUAGUAAAUGCUGCAUUGGAUGACACAGUGUUAAAACCAAACAUAAUACUACAAUGUGGCAAAGCCAUGAACAGACAGCAUAAUAAUGUUCACACAGGCAAUGCAGAUAACUAUGGCAAAGCUAGUAUGUUUCAGUGUGAGCACAGAGCCAUACAUGUUGGCAGUUAUCCAUGCGUCUUUUGCAACACUAUUCAGUUGUGGGGGCAAGUAUCUCCAAAGUCAGAAUUGCCCAUGCCAAGCAAUGUCACAGUGUUGAGUCUUCAUGCUCCACAACGGAGUGGUAAUAACAAUCAAACAGUGAGAAUAGUCAAAUUGGCAGCAGGUGCACAUCAGCCAGGGAGAAAGAGGAAUGAAUUGACCUCUAUCAUGGAGAAGUCAUGA